CCGGGAGCAAUUUUCUCCUAGAGAAAAGACUGAUGAAAUGGGAAUGGGAAGGAGAGGGGAUCAUUUUAAUUCGAGGGAGAAGUAUUGAAGGGCCUGGACGAAAAUAUAUGCGAACUCUCAUUUUGAACGCUCAGUUGCCAUGGUUUUCUGUCCAGUGCGGAGACCGGAGAAAUGGCUAAAGGUGAAUAACUCUUCUUCUUCUUCUUCUUCUUCUUCAGUUUGUUGGUUAAAAGAGAAAGCAGGCGGCUUUGGUUCGAACUCGUGAUUUCCAGAUUCCAUUAUUGCAGUUCAGAGAGAGGAGACGGGUCCAGUUCUUAACUGUAGAUGCAUCAGAAGAAAGUCUCACCAAACACCAAUCCUCUCCACCCACCACCACCAUCAUCAUCCGACCCGACUCAUUUAACUCGCCCUACACCCGAUCUCGAAAUUCACUACCAGAAGAAGAAUGAGCCGCCCCUCUUCCCCUCCACUCCCCACAAAAGGCCUCUAAUGCCCCGAAGCUCCACCCCAUCUCACUCCCAAACCCUCUCAUCUCUCCACGACAGUCCUUUUAAAGCAUCCUCACACCCGCCCUUCCCCUGUUCUUGCUCACUACCGCUGCUUCUAGCUACUAAGAGGAUCACUCUGAGGCUCCUCCACCAUUCUUGCCGAGCCUCAUGGCUUAGGCUCCACACCAAGCUUUUCAUUCUCCUUUUUUUGCCCACUUUUUAUCUCUUAACCACAGCUUAUUACCGUUAUUUCUUAUUUUUUCUGGUCUGUGCUGUAUUCCUUUUCCUUCUUGUGAUUGCCCUUAGCUUAGCUCUCCCAGCUAUCCGCCAUUUUUUUAUAUCAAAAAUAAAGCCUGCCCCAUCAAAGACUCAUCUUCCUGUUGUUUGGUCAAUCGGGGCAAAGCCCAAAUUGGAAUGUAAGCUGGAUUCGGGCUGUUGGGUGCAAAUUUAUAGCAACGGGGAUUUGUAUGAGGGAGAAUUCCAUAAAGGAAAGUGUUCCGGAAGUGGGGUGCAUUACUACCAUUUGACUGGGAGGUACGAAGGGGAUUGGGUCGACGGGAAGUAUGACGGAUAUGGAGUGGAGACGUGGGCGAAGGGGAGCCGAUAUAGGGGACAAUAUUUGCAGGGACUGAGGCAUGGAGUUGGGUUGUAUAGGUCCUACACUGGGGAUGCGUAUGCUGGGGAGUGGUGUAACGGGCAGUGCCACGGGCAGGGCAUACAUACUUGUGAGGACGGGAGCAGUUAUAUCGGGGAAUUCAAGUGGGGCGUCAAACAUGGCCUUGGCACUUACCAGUUCAGGAAUGCAGAUAACUAUGCUGGCGAAUAUUUUGCAGACAAAAUGCAUGGUUUUGGGGUCUACAGAUUUGGAAAUGGACAUCGAUACGAGGGAGCCUGGCAUGAGGGAAGGAGGCAAGGUUUUGGCACUUACACUUUCAGGAAUGAGCAAACUCAGACCGGUCACUGGCAAAAUGGGGUUCUUAACGUUUCAAGUGGUGGAUCCUCCAUGGCAUACGACCACCGUUCCAAAGUGUUGCAUGCCGUUCAGGGCGGAACCGACCAGGGGUUUACACUCUGAACUUAGGGAGGGGAUGAGUGCAUGUCGGAGGAGAUGGCCAGCGACAUCAGUUUCAGGCGGCUUGGCUGCACCAUCAAUAUACUGGUCGAGAUGAGAGUAGAAGAGGAAAUCAAGGAUCGCACCAUACCAGGAAGCCAUCCGAGCAGCCGGAAAAGCCAACAACGUGGGCAAGGUGGAUGAAAGUGUAAAAAGAGCAGUAGGAACUGCUAAUAAAGCCGCAACUGCAGCAAGAGUAGCAGCUGUGAAGGCAGUACAAAAUCAGAUGCACCACGACAACAAUCUUUCAAAUUGACAUUGCCAAAAUACCCUUGAUUGGAGUUUUUGUAGUGGUCCCAAAAUUAUACUACCUCUACAAUGAGCCAAAAGUGAAUACAAGGUAUCUACAUACUUGUAGUCCUGCAUGCAUGUCUAUAUGAACUAGUAGCAUUUAAUCGCAUUGAGGAUCAUAGGAGCAAGCCCAAAUUCUUUGGGUCCUCCCCGAAUUGUUGGCCGGGCAAUAAAAAGUGUACAUACCUGUAUCUUUGUUGUUGCUACAUGUUGCUGAGAGCAUGCAUUAAAGCACUUGGGGCAAGUAGUUUAGUGGUGUUUCAUGGAAUCAUGGUGUUGGAGGUAGUGUAAUAAUAACAUAUAAAGUAGGAGGAGACUGAGGAUUGUGUAAUAACAAGGUGUACAUGAUGCGUUUUGUUUGUGACGUAAUGGUUGUGCUUAAGAUAUGCUGAUAUGAGUAAAAAGGAUGAAAUGAUUUGAAUCACGUG
This is a messenger RNA of Cuscuta epithymum, 2318 nucleotides long. The record is from the annotation of a GenBank genome assembly. Lineage: Eukaryota; Viridiplantae; Streptophyta; Magnoliopsida; Solanales; Convolvulaceae.